AUGGCCCAGCGCCUGGGGCUCCUGCUGGUGCUGCUGUGUGUCUGCCCGCCUCACCCCCUGGACGGUGUUCCCUAUGAAGAUGGCGAAUGUGUCUUUCCAUUUUGGUAUAAAAAUAAACUAUUCUACGACUGCAUCAAGUACGGUAUGAGGCACAAGUGGUGCUCCCUGAACAAGACCUUCGAGGGCCACUGGAAGUACUGCUCUGAGACAGACUUCGCGCCCUGCGUGUUUCCCUUCUGGUACGAGCGUUUGAUCUACUGGGAGUGCACCGAUGAUGGCGAUGACUUUGGGAGAAAAUGGUGUUCGCUGACCAAGAAUUACAACAAGGACCAGGCCUGGAAAUACUGCUGA
Molecule: messenger RNA, 351 nt
Organism: Marmota flaviventris (yellow-bellied marmot)
Lineage: Eukaryota; Metazoa; Chordata; Mammalia; Rodentia; Sciuridae
Source: RefSeq, a predicted model, not a curated record